AUGAAACGGCGUAGCUGCAGCAGCGGCAGUGGAAAUAUCUUCGACCGAGAGGAUGUGAUAAAUCUGAUGCGACUUCGCAUCGAUGGCUCCAUCCGAAGUUUGCGUCAGCUGAAGAACAGCAUCGAGAAGAAGACCGGCGAACAGGUGGCACUCACUACGCUCUGGCAACAACUGCAUAAAUUUCGGGACGAAAUGGCAUCAGAGACAGGUACUGCUGCAAAGAAACGAAAGACUUUACGGCCCGAGGUGACUGAGGAUGCUUCAGACCCAAUUGUUGUUGUUGAUGUGAAGAAGGAAGAAGAAGAGGAAGAAGAAAGUGAUACGGCCAGUACGACCGUGAAAAUCGAGAAACCAGAAGGUUUUUUUUUCUUGAAUAUUCGAACACGUAAAUGGGACACGCAUGAGGAAACAACUGUUGAAGAUCCGCUGACCAGAGCAAAAUCCAAGGUUUGGUUAUUCUGUGAACGAAUUGAUGAAGACGGGGAAUCAAAAGCAAAAUGCAAAAUUUGCGGUAUGGUUAUGCUGCGUAAAUUGGGUUCCACAAGAGCGAUGCUACGGCAUCUACGGAAAAUGCAUGAGAAUUUAAUCGAUGGCAUCAUACGGCCGAUAACGAAACGCAUUCAAGCGAUUGCUGGUAAACCACGAGAUAACAAUGGAUUUGAUGUGGAUGAUGAUGGUGCUUGGGUGGAAGAAGUUGAUCAGCCCGGAUAUGACUGUGGCACCACUCAACAUCGAUACGUAACAACAGCAUCACAGCAACAACAAAGACUCGCAGCUGCAUACAAAUCGCAGAAUCUUACACGUUUUGCUCAGCCAGAGCAGCAACCCGAGCAAUAUCGUGGUGAUUACUACUUGGAAGAAGCAAGCUCGUUACAAACGACAUGCUGUCAGUCAGUGGAGAAUCUUGCGAUUUUGGCUGGAGAUGAAACGGCCGAGAAGGAUCCGGAGGUUGCGGAUUUGUUGGGUUUUGCUCGGGCAGUUGCCCACUCAGUACAGUCCUUUCCAACAGAACAGCGACCGCUUGUACGACUGGCGAUUAUGGAAUGUAUUGCCGAUAUGCGAAAGACAUUUACUUUCGAUCAGGCCGCACUAGGAGAAGCCGAUAAUGUUGUGGUUGAUGAUGAUGAUGAUGAUGAUGAUGAUGUGCUAAUUUCCGAAUGA
Messenger RNA from Gongylonema pulchrum, 1161 nucleotides. Lineage: Eukaryota; Metazoa; Nematoda; Chromadorea; Rhabditida; Gongylonematidae. The record is from the annotation of a GenBank genome assembly.